GCCCACCAACGUCUCCGCCCCAAUCAGCGUCCUGAACCCGUGCUUGUGGGCUGAAGCCUGACGCGCAGCAGGAUCUGUGGCUGUGGCCCCUUCGGUGGGAGCUUCUCUGCAGCCAUGGGGAGAGGCCGGAUCACGGAGCUGACAGUCAGCGACGUCCGGUUCCCCACCUCUCUGGCCCACCAUGGCUCAGAUGCUAUGCAUCCUGACCCAGAUUAUUCAGCAGCCUAUGUUGUGAUAGAAACAGAUGCGGCUGAUGGACUGAAAGGUUACGGUUUAACAUUUACACUGGGUAAAGGCACUGAAGUGGUUGUCUGUGCGGUCAAAGCACUUUCCGUCCAUGUAGUUAAUAAAGACUUGGAUGAAAUCAUCAGUAAUUUCCGAGGGUUCUACAGGCAACUUACCAGUGAUGGCCAACUCCGAUGGAUUGGUCCAGAGAAAGGGGCUGUGCAUUUGGCCACAGCUGCCAUUCUGAAUGCUGUGUGGGACUUGUGGGCUAAACAGGAAGGAAAGCCUCUCUGGAAGUUGCUGGUUGACAUGGAUCCGAAACAAUUGUUGUCUUGCAUAGAUUUCAGAUAUAUUACUGAUGCACUGACAGAAGAAGAAGCUUAUACAAUACUUCAGAAUGGCCUGGUGGGGAAAAAAGAAAGAGAAGAGCAAAUGCUUGAACAUGGCUACCCAGCUUAUACCACAUCGUGUGCCUGGCUUGGCUAUCCAGAUCAGCAACUAAAACAGCUGUGUACUGAAGCUCUGAAGGAUGGCUGGACCAGGUUCAAAGUGAAAGUAGGAGCAGAUCUCCAAGAUGACAUUCGGAGGUGCAAACUUGUCAGAGAAAUGAUUGGACCUGAAAAUAUACUGAUGCUGGAUGCUAACCAACGUUGGGAAGUGGAAGAAGCCAUAGAGUGGGUUGCUAAACUGGCUGAAUUCCGACCACUAUGGAUCGAGGAACCAACUUCCCCUGAUGAUGUUCUUGGGCAUGCAACCAUUUCUAAGGCUUUGGCCCCACUAGGAAUUGGUGUUGCAACAGGAGAACAAUGCCACAACAGAGUGAUAUUUAAGCAGCUUCUCCAAGCUCAGGCCUUGAGCUUUGUCCAGGUGGAUAGCUGCAGGCUGGGAAGCGUCAAUGAAAACUUGUCUGUGUUGUUGAUGGCCAAGAAGUUUCAAAUUCCUGUUUGUCCUCAUGCUGGAGGAGUUGGGCUUUGCGAAUUGGUGCAACACUUGAUAAUAUUUGACUACAUUUCAGUGUCUGGUAGCCUUGAGAAUAGAAUGUGUGAAUACGUAGACCAUCUACAUGAACAUUUCAAGAAUCCUGUCGUAAUCAUGAAUGCAUCCUAUAUACCACCCCAGGCAGCUGGAUAUUCCACUGAAAUGAAAGAAGACUCGGUAAGGAAAUACCAGUUUCCACAAGGAGAAGUCUGGCAGGAACUGCUUUCUGAUCAUAACAUACAGCUGAAAUAAACUGUGGAACUUUUGAGGCUGGAGAUUGAAUGCCCCAGAGCUAUUUCUGCAACGGCAAAUGGUUGUUUUUGCUGAACUGCACAAAGAUUUCAGAUUCAAAUGACUGCUUUUAUACAAGCUGGAGAAAACUUUCUAAAAGCAAAAUAGAUUGCAGUCCUAAUUAUAGAAUUUUUUAUCAGUUUUGGAAAAGGACCCUUUUAAUACUUAAGCUUAAAAGGUUCAUGAGUCAUCCAUCUUUCCUGGAGUUAUUCCAAAAACUACAGGAUUAUAUAAUGAAGGAUCUUAUUUUUGAUUGUGCCUGGUUCCUGUGUUGGAAAGCUUCAAAUAAACUAGGUAUAUAACCA
Messenger RNA from Sphaerodactylus townsendi, 1799 nucleotides. It is a transcript of the gene ENOSF1, whose product is annotated as enolase superfamily member 1. The record is from RefSeq and is a predicted model, not a curated record. Gene Ontology annotation, molecular function: magnesium ion binding; L-fuconate dehydratase activity. Lineage: Eukaryota; Metazoa; Chordata; Lepidosauria; Squamata; Sphaerodactylidae. The coding region runs from base 115 to 1455 and encodes 446 amino acids. The transcript has 16 exons. Gene Ontology annotation, biological process: amino acid catabolic process; carbohydrate catabolic process.